UUGUUCGUCCGAUGCGAUUAGUUUAGACAAUUUGGCCCUGAUUGAAACCGAUACCAGACUGUCAUAAUGGUCACAUUGAUGAUGAUGAUGAUUGUAAUGGAAAGGAAAAAUGUUGUUGUCUGAACUCGAACCAUACAAUGGAAUCAAAUCAAGUCAUUCGAUAAUCAUCAAUCAUGCAUUGUGGUGUUUGGCUAUUCAAGCUGGUUGUAUGGACAUCACACACACAAACACAAAAAAAGAGAAACGAAUGAUGACAAGAUGAGAGAAAACAAUGUUGAACGAUCUUCAUCUAUAAAAGAGGAACGUUCUGGCAACAAGGUAUCUCACAAAUAGAUGGUGUGCAAUCGUGAAUUGUGCCAACAACAACAACAAAUGCAACAAGUGUUCUGACUGUCAUCACAUCACAUUGUAUUAUUGCAAAAAUGAAUCGUCAUCGUCCUUAUUAUUGUUGUUGGUCAUUGAUGGUCGUUUUGAUCAUAAUGAACAUGAUGAUAAGCACUGGCCAAUGUACAGGAAGAUCUCAGCAUCUGUUGACAUCAUCACCAUUAUCAUCGGCGACAUCUCCUUUCAUCGGUGUACAACGGCCAUUCGGCGCCAAUUCUGGACCGAUAUCACCGAUUGUAUUUCAGAAGUAUAGCCUAACACCUGCAUCAUCGAUUGUGGGCACGAAUGUGGCACCCACCGAACAGUUAUAUAAUUAUGUACCUGCACCGAAACCAAGUCAUUCAAUGUUGGAUGCAACAUCGACAGCUGCUGCAUCGUUAACAGCAUUGCCCAUAAUGACUGCAUUCAAAAGUCUUUCACAACAGGCAGCACCAGCCACAUUGAUGGCCGCUGCAUUGACGGCCAAUUCCAAUGUUGCCGAUAUUCCUGUCACAUACAAAUUUGAUCUGCCCGAUUCAUUUAGCGGUGCGCUUGAACCAAACAACUUGUUGGCCGGUGCUACACGUAUGUUUGAAGGACAAAUUAUCGGUCCAACAUCGUUGGCUAUUCACAAGGAUUUCAUCUAUGCUGGAACGGCUGGUGGUGCCGUUUGGCGAGGAAAUCUCCGCACAGGAAACGCAACUCGUAUCGCCAAGAUUAAUAAUGACAUGUGUGAGAAGAAAUCGUGGGAUUCAUCAUUAUGUGGACGACCAUUAGGCGUUCGUGUUGAUGGCAAUGGUGUCCUGUAUUUUGUCGAUGCCUAUCUGGGUCUUCAUUCCAUUCACUUUGAUCAGGAUGAUCGUGUACAACUGACACCAUUAUUGUCGGUGGAACAAGUUGGUGGCAAAUACAUGGGCCAUUUAGUGUUGGACGAAGGUGCAGGCACCAAUGGCGGCCAUAUGGUCUAUAUUACAAUCGCAUCGGCUAAACGUGAUCUCACACAAUGGACAGCUAUGGUCAUUGAACCGGAUACGACCGGAUUCGUCGUUCAGUAUGAUACCGGCAAUGGGCAAUAUUCGAUCAUUUGGGAUAAAUUAUGGUAUCCAACUUCGAUUGAAAUCACCGAUGAUCGAACCGCUUUGUUGGUUGCCGAAUUUAGUUCGCGUAAAGUGCUCAAAUAUUACAUCAAAGGUACGAAAAAAGGAGCAUCGGAAAUUUGGGUUGAAAAUCUUCCCGGCGAAUCGGAUCACCUGAUACGUUCGGCUGACAAGACAAAGGAAACAUAUUGGAUGCCAAUCGUGAAUGCUCGCAAUCAAUCGAAACCCAAUCUGUUGGAUUUCAUGUCCGACAAGCCAUAUCUACGCAAAGAGCUGUUGGACAUUUAUGCCAAAAUGGGCAGUCGUAUCGAACAACUUGGCCAGGAAUAUCAGAAUGAACAGCUCGAACGUCUUGGUUUCCAGAUGAAAACUAGUCUACAGUUUUAUCAGCAAAACGUGGGUAACAAUUAUGGUUUGAUUUUGGAAUUGGAUGCCAAUGGCAACAUACUUGGCUCAUUGCAUUCGGUGGCCGGUGUCAAUUCAUUCAUAUCGGAAGCGUUGGAAGGCGAAUCUGAUUCGCCAAACGAACGUGUCCUGUACAUUGGUUCAUUCGGUUAUCCCUACAUACUCAAACUGGUCAUACGAAAACCGGCCAUCGAUGUUGCAUCACGGUUGGCGGUUGCAGCAGCUGCUCAGGCCCAGACCAUCGUUUCGUUGAAUGAUCCGGCCGCUCUGCGAAUGGUUCAGCGAUCAUCCGGGUAUUCAGCCAUUUCGAAUGAUAGUAGUCCCAUGACUAAUAUCGGCAUGAUUUCGCCAUUAUUGCUGCAAUCAUUAAACGGUACGGCGGCAGCAUCGGCAGCAGCUAUUCAAAUGCCGCAAUGGUCAUCCAUUCGUCAUCGUUAUUGAUUCAUUGACCAGUGAUUUGUUGAUUUGUUCAAACCAAACAAAAUUCUCAUGCUUUUAUCUUUAUUUUCAUUUUCAUCUUCAUCUUCAUCUUCCUCAUUCAUUCACUUAUUCAAACACUAUGUAUUCUGUUUCUUAUUUGAAAGUCUGUAUUAUUGCAAUAACCAAAGUGUCAACAACAAACGAUCAUUAUCGAAUAUGAGUUUGAUUAAAUUACAAUUAAUCUUUUGUUGCCAUUUAAACGCAAA
Messenger RNA from Dermatophagoides farinae (American house dust mite), 2551 nucleotides. RefSeq names its product adipocyte plasma membrane-associated protein. NCBI's taxonomy places the organism in Eukaryota, Metazoa, Arthropoda, Arachnida, Sarcoptiformes, Pyroglyphidae. Gene Ontology annotation, molecular function: hydrolase activity. Gene Ontology annotation, cellular component: endomembrane system. The record is from RefSeq and is a predicted model, not a curated record.